GUAUAAUUAAGAGAAUAGGGAAUUGAAAAGGUCAAAAAUACAUCCAUAUGUCUCGGUUAGUUGAUGAUCGAUCACAAUGCAUUUCAUCAUCACAAAUUCUUGCAUUUCCCGCAACUUUCUCUCCUUUUUUCAAUUUCUUCCUUCUUAUACUCUUUUCUUUCCAUUUUACUUUUCCUGCUUUCAACGAGGGUUAGAAUAACUUGUUAUCCAAGAAUCAUAUAUAUGGCUACAAUUAGGGCAAAAGAUAGUUUGAGAAAGGAGAAGAAGGUGGCCACCCCUUCUUCAAGUCCAAAACCAGCUAUAGCCACCCACUCCGAUCAUAAAUUAAAAUCAUCAACCCCUGCCUCUUCGUCAUCAGCAAAACCAGUCCCGAACUAUCUCAAACCUACACUUAGCUCAAAAUCAGAAUCUUUAAAAUUUGUCAAGAAACCUAAUCACAGCAAUAAUAAUGAAGACCCCGCGCAAAAGCAGCUUCUUAGAAGAAGAUCUUUCGACAGGCCUCCGUCGUCUGUUCGUGCACAAACUUCACUCAUCAGCUCACCCGAACCCAAAGAACGAGUCGCUGCUUCUCGGAUCCCGAAUAACAGACCUUCAUCAGCGUCAACGGCUCAUACUACAGCUUAUUACAGACCCGUUCUUGACAGAAAUUCAAAGUCUCUCAAGCCUACUGUAAGAUCACCACCUCAGCAAGUACACCGGCCGGUAGCUAAUUCUGCAGGGACAUUAUUGAAAAGGAGCAAAAGUCUAAGCAAGAAUAAUAAUUCUCAUUCAUCCAAGUCUCCGAGCAAUAGUAUUCCUCCUCCUCCGGAUGAAACUCAAGAUUUGAACCUUGAAAUCAACCAAGAAACAACUAAUAAUGAAUCUUUGGUUCAAGAAAGUGCUGAAUUAGAGGCAGUGAAUAAUGUUGAAGACAUGGAUGUUGCUGAAGAUUCUCAAGUUAAAGACGGCGGCGAUGUUCAUCAUCAUGAAGAUGAUGAGAAUAUAAAAACUGCUGAAACUUCCAUAGUUGAAGAAGUUUCAAGUGUCGUAUCUGAUCAGGUUGAAGUAAAUGAAAUAGAAUUACGACACGAAGUAGUUCAUCAAGAUGAGAACAUACAAGAGGAAUUAGAGCAUGAGGAUCAGAAAGAAGAGCGCGAUGAAAAUCAAUUAGAUGAUACUAAAUUAGUCGAUAAUCAGGUUAUUACUGAUGAUCGCAAAGAAGAAGAGAACAUCGUAAACGAAAAAACUCCCGAAGAAGAAUCCGAAGCUGUCGUAGAGGAAACAAAGUAUGAGGAACUCGUAAGCGAAGAGGUUAAACUGAAAAAUGAAGAACCAGAUGUUCAAGAAGUAGUAGCGGUGGAAAAUCGGGUCGAAGAAGGAAACGAAGAAGUUAAUAAUAAUAGUAAUAAUAAUAGUAAUGCAACGCAAAAUAAGAAGCAACCAGCAGCUUACAAUGAUGUGAUAGAGGAGACAAAGAACAAGCUGCUAGAGAAGAGGAAGAACAAGGUUAAAGCUUUGGUGGGUGCAUUUGAGACAGUCAUUGACUAUGAAACAGCUGCUGGUUCUAAUAAAUGAAAUUACUACAUUUUAGUGAAGAGUUCAACAGAAAAUUGUCGGACAAUGGUGUUUGUUAGUUCUUCCUUGCAUGUGGGGAUACCGUUACGAUGGUCUGCUAACCGUUUCGGUGAAGCUGCACACUUUAUACUUAUAUUACUACAUACACUUUGCUUUUGUCUUUUUGGUAUUUAUUGUGAAAUAGUAUUUUGUUUGUUAAGUUGAUUUAUUUCCUUAAUUGGAUUGAAGGCUAUAUUUGUAUUUUUGAGAUAAAUUAUGUAUAGACAUUAAUUACUUCAUCACCAGAUUUUGUAAAA
Molecule: messenger RNA, 1850 nt
Organism: Mercurialis annua (annual mercury)
Lineage: Eukaryota; Viridiplantae; Streptophyta; Magnoliopsida; Malpighiales; Euphorbiaceae
Exons: 2
Coding region: 64-1554 (496 amino acids)
Molecular function (GO): calmodulin binding
Source: RefSeq, a predicted model, not a curated record